GUGUGUGUGUGUGUGUGUGUGUGUGUGAUGUGUACGAAAGGGGGCGAUUAUGUGCGCUUGAACCAGGAUCGACGAAAUCCGAGGGGACUGCAUGGAACUCUUUGCACUUCCGAUAGAUUCCGAUGAUAAGGGCAUAUUCGGGGGGCAUUGGGGCGGUGAUAAGAUAUGGCCCACCCCGCCCCCGCGGUCAUCGGCAGCUCCGAGUUAUUCUCGUGCUUGGAGGGGAGGAUCGUUGGGCCCAGAAGCCCUCCCCGACUUUGGAAACUUGACAAUCAACAUGGGUGUUUGGGCAGAAAAAAGAACAAGUUGGCGUUGUGGAGCCGAGAUAUGACGGACGGCAAUCUACUGUGGAGCAGUAGCGGGGCCGAAGGGGGUGAUGCCGGCCUAACGGAGGCUUGCCAAUUCCAACUGACUGCGAUGGGCAGUGUUGUCACGGUGUGUAAUGCGUUUUUCCCGAGCCGUCAAGUCACAUUGGAGGCUGGAUGGCUGGAGCGCCUCAGCAUCGUGGGGUUGGUGUGGGAAAGCGCCUACUGCGAAGAGGUGGGAGGGCGGGAGCCUCUUCCAAGGUGGCCAGGCCAGUCCACGGGGAGGAAGUCUGGAGUCUGGAGAUGCUGCAAUCUCACUUCUUCUUUUUUUUGGUGUCGUUCCUCCGCCUCCUCCUCCUCAUUACCCCAGAGAAAUCUGGAAAACGUGCAAGUUCCGAGUGACCACUUACCCCAUGCUUGGGAAUUUAAUACGGGCUGGAAAGGCUUGGCCUGGGCAAGGUGAGUCGGUGACCUCCUUUUUCUGUCCGUCACAUGGCUCUGGGGAAUGAAGCUAGAAACACCCCUCCCUAGGUAGGCUUAGGUUAGGUACUAUUCAUUUUGCUCAGGCACGCCGCACACGAGGAAUCUACACAAAAUAUGAUGGAACGACCAUGGGAUCAAUAUUCA
Colletotrichum acutatum is the source of this 932-nucleotide messenger RNA. RefSeq lists its product as uncharacterized. The transcript has 2 exons. Bases 166 to 768 code for a protein of 200 amino acids. The record is from RefSeq and is a predicted model, not a curated record. Lineage: Eukaryota; Fungi; Ascomycota; Sordariomycetes; Glomerellales; Glomerellaceae.